Cornus florida is the source of this 3117-nucleotide messenger RNA. RefSeq lists its product as uncharacterized. The record is from RefSeq and is a predicted model, not a curated record. Bases 871 to 2499 code for a protein of 542 amino acids. NCBI's taxonomy places the organism in Eukaryota, Viridiplantae, Streptophyta, Magnoliopsida, Cornales, Cornaceae. The transcript is spliced from 4 exons.
CCUCAGUACAUCCGAACGGGCAACUUUUGUAAUUAUAGGCAACUACGAACCCCUUUUCGGGGACCGGAUUACUAUCUUCGGACCGCCGGUUACAAAAAUUCGCGAACCCUAGCUUUACCCUUUUCGUCAUAUUUGCCCCCUUUUUUUUCAAUCUCUCUCUUCUCUAGCUCGAUUCGAUCUCGAUUUAUUCUCUCAAUCAUCAAAUCGACAUCAGAUUUUUUUGUUUCUCUCCCUCCUCUUUCGAUUGAUCCCUCUUUUGUCCGUAGCCGUUCUGUGUCUCGAAUUCUAGGGUUAGGGUUUCCAGAUUCAUCGAUCCUCAUCAGAUCUCGUCGAUCUGUUAUCUCUUUUUGUAUAUCAAUUUAUUUUUUGGAUUUAGAUUUUGUUUUUAUCUCAAUUUUUUUCUUAUUUUACAAAACAAAACUAAACAAUUGUAAAUAUAGGAUUUGUGAAUUUUGGGUUCGUUAGUUUUCCUUUGUUCUUUAGAUCUGUUAAUUUUUUGGUCGUUUUAUCGGAAAUAGCUGUUUUUAUUACUGGGUAUCCUGUUAAUUUGGGAGUUUGGUUGAUUAAUUAGGGAUCUAGGGUUAGAACCACGAUAAAAAUUGGGGGUUUUUCGUUUUCUUCAAUUGAGUUGGGUAAACAUCAAAUUUCAUCGGGAUCUGCUGUUUCAUUCGGCGAAAGCUUUAUUUUGAGCUUAUUUUUGGGGCAAGCUGAUUUGGGCACACCCUUUUAUAAUAAACAAAUGGAGCGCUUUUUAUGUACUAAAGGAAGUGUGUGCUCUUCCCUAAUAAAUAUAAGAAGUGCUCCAUUCCUAUAAAAUAGGGAUGCCCAAUGUACUAUGACAAUAGUAUUUGAGUUUUCUAAAAGUUAAGCAUGGUGCAGAAACGACCUUUUGUUGACGAGGAGUUAUACGAGGUUUCAUCUAAGCAACCAAGAAAACUCGAAUGCAGUAACCAGUUAGUUUCGUCUCUUGAAUUUCUUCCUUCUGAAGAUGCAGUCCAGAAACCUUACACUUCAGAUGGGAAUGAGCUUAGAUGUGAUGGUCUGGGCAAUUUCACAAAAUGUAAAACCAGAGGUGAUGAGAAGCUUACAAGUGGCAUCAUUACUGAACUCCCUUUAUGCACCGAGAAGGAGAUUGAAAGUAGUGCUCCUGGUUGCAUUUCCCACUCUUCCUGGGCCACCAGCGGUACUAGUGAAGAAGAUGCUAGGUCAGAGGCACCAUCUCAGUUAUUGUUCUUCCCAGAAUAUUGUGAUCCUGACCGUCCAAUAAGGAAAUUUGUUCAUGCUGAGGAGAUAUAUUCUUCUCUUUUAGAUUAUCCUCCUAGAAAAUUAGUUCCUAUUGGACCAGAUUUCCAAGCUGGUGUUCCAGAAUGGAGACCACAGGGUAUCAAGAACGCUUCCAAUUGUUCAGGUACAUCUGAACCAUCAACUAUUUUUCCUCAAGUUUCAGAAUCAGACCUCAUUGAUAGUAACGAAGAUGAGAAUAAGUUUACUGGUAUUUGUGUCAUUCCAAUCCCUAAACUGGACCCAUAUGCAUAUGAUGGAGAUAAAGUUGAAGAUAGUAGUAGGGCUGAAUGCUGCUGUCAAGAUAUGGGGUCUGUCAGAUGUGUCAGACAACACAUCAUGGAAGCAAGGGAAAAACUCAGGAGAACCCUUGGGCAGCAGAGGUUUGAGGAGCUGGGAUUUGCUGACAUGGGAGAGGUAGUGGCUGGGAGAUGGAGUGUAGAGGAAGAACAUUUAUUUCAUGACGUUGUAUUUUCAAAUCCCACAUCAUUGGGUAAGAACUUCUGGAGCCAUCUGUCAAUGGCCUUCCCUUUCCGGACCAAAAAGGACAUAGUUAGCUAUUACUUUAAUGUCUUCAUGCUACGAAAGCGGGCUGAGCAGAACAGAUGUGAUCCAAUGAACAUUGACAGUGAUAAUGAUGAGUGGCAGGGUAGUGAUGAUUCUGGUGAUGAUGAAGACGGGACGUUUGAGGAAGAUGACGAUUCUGGGAUUGAAUCCCCAGUAUAUCAUGAUGAUCCUGGUCACAAUGAGAUUGAAGAAGGUGAUUCUCACGAGGGCUUUGUGCAUGCUACUUGUGGUAAUUAUGAACAUGUGGAUAUUGGUACUGAUAAGGGCAUCUCUGAAAUGUCAGAAACAUGCCAUAAGAAGUUUUGUGCUUCUGAUUUUACACAUCAGCUCCAUGGUAAAAUCCUCUGGGAUGAAAUGGGAAAUCGUGAUGUCCGAGAUGAUUUAUGCAAUUCUGAUGUAGGGGUUGCACCGCAAGUGACCAAAGUAAAGGUUAACAAUAAUAAACCAUGGCCUGGCAUUUUUAGUGGUAUGAGUGGUGGGGGCGUCCAUGAGUGUGUUUUGGAGCAUUACGAUUCUAGAGUAUGGGAUGUUGGAUAUUUGACCCACCGAAGAAAUGAAGUUGAUUUUUUAUCCACUGGCAGCAUGAUUGAGGAGGUAUUUGGAGUUGGAGCUUGGAAUUGCAAGGCUAGAGAUGGCAAGAGUCUGAGCUAGUCAUUUUAUAUUAGCAUCCAAUGCGGUCCAGGAAGCAGUGCCAGGGAAAAAUGGCUUUUGCUGCCCAGGUGGAACCAACCAUGGAUUUUGCUCACGUUAGAGAGUAGUAGGGAAGUCCCUUUACUUUGUACAUUCGAAAAAGUUAGUUGGAAGUUUUUCCUUUUACUGUAAGAUAGUUCUGAUGAUGAUGGUUUACAGGUCUUGAGUUGUCCCAUGACGAUGUCUUCUGAUUGUGCAACUCUUUCCUCCCUUAUGGUAACCGCCACAAUAGUCUCUCUUUAUUGGGGAUCUUAUCUGCAGGGAGGAGAUUAUUUAUAAAUAUAUAGAAUUGCUGAUUCGAAGGUCUAGGCAUUGUAUUAUGCAAUUUGAACUCUCUUUUUUUUUAUCCCCUAUUGUGGAUCUUCAUUAUAGAAAUCUUCUAAUUCUUUUGUUUAACCAAUGUAUAAAGUCUGUCCUAUAUUCAGAACAUUGUACUAGUGACACAUCCGGUUAAGGAUUGGCAGAACAUGUGUAUGUGUUUGUACCUGGCAAAACAGAGGGAGGUGCUUCAGUUGCACUUAUAAUGCAGUAGUGUGGAGAUAAAAAAAAACUAUUGCGCAGCAAAUUUAGAGCAUUUAA